AUAUAACUUAUUUGCAUCACAUCACUGCGCAUGACCUUGCCACGCGGAACGUCGACUCUCGCACUGGUCUGGGAAGUCGCCCAAAGGCCAUCAUGACAUUCAACUUAUAUGCAAGUUAAAGACAUAGCUGACUGGGAAUGGAGAACGAAGGAGACUGCGGGGCAAGUUGUGCAAACUUGCUCCGCACGAAGUACCGCUCGAGCCAGAGCGUGCUGAAGGAAUAUGGGCACUGGGACAAGCCCAGCGAAAUUGAUGCACGGGAGAAGUUUGUGGCGUCGCACACGCACCACAACAUCUUUGACUUCAACGCGCCGCUCAAAGACCUCAAGGAGUUCGGCGAGGGCGUGCUGCUCUACUUCUACCUGCUCAAGUACACCGCCUAUGUGUUUGCGGUGCUGGCCGUGUUCCCCGCGCUGCCGCUCAUGGUCUUCAACGGCAUGGGCGGCUGGUACAUCAAGGCUGACGUGGAGCGAACCACGCUCGGCAACUUCGGACUGCUGUCCUUCGACGGAUCCAGCUCCGAGCUGGCGGCGGCCGCCAACACCACCUUCGGGCACAGCGGCAAAUCCGCCACCACGGAGGGCGCCGUGACGGCUUUGUUCAUGUCCACCUUCAACAUCACCUCGGUCAAGAUGGCGGGCAUGGACAAGCGGCAGCUGCUGGUGGCCAUGAGCGUCAUGGACUUGUUGGGCGUGCUCAUCUUCUUCGCCUACUGCUGCUACAUGUUUUGGUUCGUGCGCGCCACCGCCAACGCCGCCGACCGCAACACCACCACCAUCAAGGACUAUUCGGUGCGGGUGAACGCACUGCCGCCUGACACACACAGCGUCGCGCUGAGGGACUACCUGCAGGCCAAGGCGGGAGAGGGCGCCGAGGUGGUCCAGGUGGAGCUGUGCCGCAAGGUGCACGCGCUGCUGGCGCUGGUGAUAGAGCGGGAGGAGGCGUUGGAUGCGGGGGACCUCGCGCUGGCGGUGCUGCAGCGCAGUGCCGAGUGCUACCCCAAGGUGCCCAUAGACCUGGAGGUGGAUGUGCUGGACGCCAAGUUCCGGCGGGCGGACCUGGAGGACCUCAUCCGCCAGGAGCAGGCAGCGGCAGACAAAAACCAGGUGGUGACUGCCUUCGUGACCUUCUCCACCGCCGAGUCGCGCUACCGGGCCAUGGAGGCGCUGCCCCGCAGCCUCAUGCGGCAGUGGCGCAUGCCGCCCGCAGACAAGUUCGACAACGGCGGCCGCGGCAGUGCUGGCCGCAAGCCGGUGGCGCUGGAUGUGGUGCCAGCCCCGGAGCCGUCCGACAUUCAGUACGAGAACCUGGAGUUCACAAAAGGGCAGCGGGCGGCGCGACUGGUGGCCACACACAUUGCCAAGUACGUGGUGUUGCUGAUCGGCUUCCUGGUUGUGAGCCUGGCGCCCGCGCUGCGCAUGGGGCUCAACGCCAGCGGCGCCGACACCACACUGGCGCAGUGCGCCGCGUCCUGCACCUACACGGACACGGCCGGCAACUACGUGCUGAGUGACGCCAACCGGGCUCUUUACAAGGGCUGUGACUCUGUGUCCGGCACCGGCACCCUGGCUAACAAGCUAGAUUGCGAGGAGCAGACGAUCUGCUACGAGUGCUUCUGCCGCGCCGCGCUGACCAGCGGACAGUACGGCGAGCUGGUGUACUGCUCGCGCUUCAGCGGCGUUGUGGCCCUGUCCACCGGCGCACAGGCGCUGGCGGUGCUGGGCAUUGUGCUCGCGAACACGCUCAUCCAGUACGCCAUCGGCUGGCUGACUCACCUGGAGAAGCACCACACGCGCAGCAAAGAGGCGGUCAGCAAGGCGCGCGGGCUGUUCAUCACACAGUUCAUAAACACCGCCUUCAGCAACCUUGUUGCCAACUGGUACCUGCCGGGUCCCGCGGCCGCCCUGCCCAAGUGGUUGGACGGGUACAUCUUCGGCGGCGCCUACGCCGACACCACACCUGCCUGGUACACCGAUGUGGGCAGACCCAUUGUCAUCUCCGUGUUCCUCAACACAGUCAUCACACACGCCAAGAUCGGGUUCUGGUGGUGGUGGCGGCGCUACAAGCUGUCCUCUCGCUUCCGCUGCCUUACUCAGGAGCAGCUGGAUCGGUCGUUUGAGGGUCACGACUUCGAGCUGGCAAUCAAAUUUGGUCAGCACCUGUACCUGAUCUUCGUGGUGAUGACGUACAGCAGCUCGAUGCCGCUGCUGUACGUGCUGGCGGCGGUGCACUUCGCCACCUGCUACCUCAGCGAGAAGUACGAGCUGCUCAAGAUAUGCAAGCGGCCGCUGACCUACAGCCGCGACCUGGCCGUGUACGCGGCCGGCACCCUGCCCUUCGCCUGUCUGUGGCACCUGGCGCUGGCGCUGUGGUUCUACUCGCUGUUCGGCUGCGCCAAGAGCCCCCUGGUGGCGGGCGCCUUCAAGAGCAGCCUGCAGAACACCCUGGAGGGACUGCAGGGCCUCAUGUCCAGUGCCAGUGAACUCACGCCCGCCGGCGUGGCGGCCCGUCUGACGCAGUCCUCCUCCGCCCACCUGUUCCUGGGCUUCCUGGCUCUGGCCGCCGCGCUGUUCGUGUUCUUCACACUCUCCAAUUGGCUGGCGCUGAUGCGCUGGCUGGCCUCGCUGCUGGGCUGCAUCAAGGACAGCGGCGCGGCGGGCGAGGCCGAGUUCAGCAACACGCCAGAGUUCGCGGUGGCGGUGCGCAGCCAGCUGCUGGUGGGGCCUGCCACCUACUCCAUACACGCCAACCCGGCCUACACACACGCCUUCGAGCGCAUGGAGCAGCUGCACUGGGAGGAGCAGGAGCUGGAGGCCAAAGCCGCGGCCAUCCCCGAGGCCUACGGAGACCCCGCCGCCGCCGCCGCCUCGCCCGGACCCGCCGCCGCACUGGUCCGUGCCUUCAGCCGCCGCUCACGACAGCGCCGCACCGCCGCCGGCCGCCUGCGCGCGCGGCAGCAGGCGACGGCGGCCGCCGCCUCCGGCUGGGCUGCGGACGGGGGCGCCGGGUACGGCGGCGGCGGCGGCGGCGCCAUCGCUGGCAACCAGGUGGCGCCGGCUCCGGGGCCGGGGCCAGGGGCAAUGAUGCCGGCAGGGUUCGUGGCGCCGGUGGUGUUCAGCAUCCCGGGCCAGGGGCAAGGCGUGGUCCCGACGCAGCCUGCGGCGGCGCGUGGCGGUGGAGGCAUGCCGCGCCAGGACCCAAACCUGGUGCUUUCAUUCAACUAGGUGGCACUGUGACGUGUAGGGUGUGGGGUGCGCGAGGGCCGUGCACGCGCCGUGCGGAGCCGAUUCGUGGCGCCAGCGGCGUGGUGCACGGUCGCUUGUGUGCGCCGCGCCUAAUGCAGGGCACGCAAGCGACCGGCGCGUGCGGGUCACGGGGCUGCGGGGUGUGGGGCCCGGGAGGACGCCCGCGACCUUCAGCACAUAGCAGCACGCACGCACGCCCACAGACGCAGGCACACACACAUACAUACUCAUGCGCGCGCACGUCGAUCAUGGUACUGGGGAUUGUAUAAACGCGGGGGCAGCGUGUAAUGGCGUGCCCCGACACUCUUGCUCCGUGACGGAACUGGGCGCGCGGAGGUUGUUACACUGGUGUGGAUUGCUGGGCUUUUGUGAGCUUGACGCAUUUCGGAAUUCAUCUUCGUAUUGGGGCUUGAGUUGCAGUGAGCGCUUGAUACACCGUACAUCUGUGCCGAGUGGCGGCCGGUGGCAGGCUGGCUUGAGGCAGUACUAUCAUGCGUGCGUGCACGUUCGGGUUGUGUCACGAGACUCACGACCAUUUGCCGGUUUCAGCUCGUUGAUCUAGCGAGCAAGGGAGCCGCGUAACACACCUGCUGCGGGCGGGCAGCUCUGUCCUCGCGCCGUCUAAAGCGCUGUCCAAGAGAUGCAGUGUGAGAAGCGAAGCCUGGGCCUGGAUCGUGGAGUGACGUUGCUACCGUAUGCGCUCGACAGCGCCUAGACUUGGUUUGCCCUCCGAUGACGCCCACCGAACUACAGAGAGAGAGAAUGCUUCCCGGAUUCCAGUGAAAGGCCACUCUACCAGAGUUCGUUACAGCAUAUAUUCUGUUCUGUCUUGGUUCGAUACGAGAACGGGAGCCUUUGUAGGCCGGGCAACAGCCUCAUCGCACGGCAUGACACGAUCCAACCGUGACACCAUCCCCUCAACCCGGUUGAAUGGGCCGGGGCUGAAUCCUGCUCUGCCGGUGAAAUGCACUGCCCGCAGAAUGGCACGACAGUUGGAGGGGCCCCUCGUUUAAGGAAGGCCUGGUAACGUGCUGCGUGCAGCAUGGGAGCCUGAUGGGGAAGCCGACAGGCGUGUUGCAACGCAGCAACCGCAGUCUGCCGUGGUGAGGAGGAACGCAGAGCUGCUGCGCUGAAGUGCGGAGGGGAGCGAUUAGUGCUGAACUGU
Molecule: messenger RNA, 4410 nt
Organism: Chlamydomonas reinhardtii
Lineage: Eukaryota; Viridiplantae; Chlorophyta; Chlorophyceae; Chlamydomonadales; Chlamydomonadaceae
Exons: 20
Coding region: 138-3224 (1028 amino acids)
Cellular component (GO): plasma membrane
Molecular function (GO): calcium-activated cation channel activity
Source: RefSeq, a predicted model, not a curated record